AUGGCUCUCCCCUGCUGCACAUUUGCACGUGUUUCUGAGUCUGAUAAGGCUAGAAGCGAAGCGAAUAAGCAGAUUGAUAAACUCAUAGAAAAAGAAAAACGCAACUUUCGGUCCACUCAUCGACUUCUUCUGCUGGGGGCUGGGGAAAGUGGAAAAUCAACUAUUGUGAAGCAAAUGCGGAUUCUACAUAUUGAUGGCUUUUCCGAUGCAGAGAAAAAAGAAAAGAUAGUUGAUAUUCGAAAAAACCUCCGGGAUGCCAUUUGUUCCAUCGUUGGUGCUAUGCCCAAUCUCAAACCUCCAAUUGAUUUAAAAAAUUCCGAAAAUGCUCCUAUUCGGAAUUAUAUGCUUGAGGAGGCUUCUAAGAAUGAUUUUGACUUCCCUGCGAUUUUCUUCUCGCACUGUCGUCAACUCUGGAGCGAUGCUGGCGUUCAGGAAGCAUUUGAGAGGUCAAACGAAUACCAGCUUAUUGACUGUGCGAAAUACUUUCUCGAUCGUUCCAUGGAACUUGGCAAGCCGGAUUAUAUUCCUACAGAACAAGACAUUCUGCGAUGCCGCGUUCUCACUUCGGGUAUUUUCGAGACCAAGUUUACAGUGGAUAAGGUCCAGUUUCACAUGUUCGAUGUGGGGGGACAGCGGGAGGAGAGGCGAAAAUGGAUCCAAUGUUUUAAUGAUGUGACUGCAAUAAUCUUCGUUGCUGCUUGUUCUUCUUACAACAUGGUGUUGCGUGAGGACCCCAACAAAAAUCGAGUUAGGGAGUCGCUUGAACUUCUUGGCUCAAUAUGGAACAAUCGGUGGCUGAAAAACAUAUCGGUGAUCCUCUUCUUGAACAAGCAGGAUCUCCUAGCAGAGAAGGUAAAGUCUGGCAAAUCCAAGAUCGAGGCCUACUUCCCCGGCUAUGCAAAUUAUCAAGCACAGGCUGAUGUUCUCGCGGAAUACAGUGACGAAGAUCCCGAAAUCGUCCGUGCCAAAUUCUUCUUCCGAGAUGAAUUUUUGAAGGUGACAGCAGAUAGCAAUAACGGUCGGCAUUACUGCUAUCCUCACCUGACUUGUGCGGUUGACACGGAGAACAUCCGACGAGUGUUCAACGACUGUCGGGACAUCAUCCAAAGAAUGCAUCUCCGCCAGUAUGAGCUGCUGUAG
This is a messenger RNA of Hydatigera taeniaeformis, 1140 nucleotides long. NCBI's taxonomy places the organism in Eukaryota, Metazoa, Platyhelminthes, Cestoda, Cyclophyllidea, Taeniidae. The record is from the annotation of a GenBank genome assembly.